AUGGAUAAUUAUAUCUUUGAUAUUCUGGUGAUUGUCUUCUCUUCGUUUCUCGCAGCAUUGUGUUUCGUACUUAUCGCUUUAAUCAUAGUCCACACUUGCCGCCGGUUCCACCCUAACUCCUCCUCCUCCUCCUCGUUGAGCGACUUGGAAUCCCUUGAAUAUGAAGUCGAGUCAACAACAACAGAGGAGGAGGCUCCACAUGGCUUAGAUGAGUCUGUUAUAUAUGCUAUUCCGUCCUUCAUCUAUACCACCGCAAAGUCUGAACAAGAAGAAGAAUCUCGUGGUGAGUGUGUUGUUUGCUUGGAGGAGUACGAAGAUAAUGAUCCCAUUCGCAUCCUUCCGUUUUGCUCCCACACUUUCCAUCUCAAUUGUAUUGACGUUUGGCUUCGUUCUAACCCUAGCUGUCCUUUGUGUCGCUCAUGUCUUUACUUUUUCGAGGAGGACUUUAUGUUGAAACGCUCUAAUGCAUCUGGUUCCGAGCGGAGCUUGUCGCCUGAGAGAAUGGUUGUCAUUGACAUCCCUGCCACCGCAUCCCCAUGGUAG
Molecule: messenger RNA, 543 nt
Organism: Medicago truncatula (barrel medic)
Lineage: Eukaryota; Viridiplantae; Streptophyta; Magnoliopsida; Fabales; Fabaceae
Product: RING-H2 finger protein ATL39
Exons: 1
Coding region: 1-543 (180 amino acids)
Biological process (GO): protein ubiquitination
Molecular function (GO): transferase activity
Source: RefSeq, a predicted model, not a curated record